Messenger RNA from Amoebophrya sp. A25, 3463 nucleotides. Lineage: Eukaryota; Dinophyceae; Syndiniales; Amoebophryaceae. The record is from the annotation of a GenBank genome assembly.
CUCCCUCGGCCCAACAUCAUGCUACGACAAGGAUCGCAACGGCCCGCGCUGGGCACGAUCAUUGGUAGCAGGCAGCGGACGAAUGGAAGCAGACUGCCACUGAUCGGAGAACAUAAUAGGAGUGGGAGUCGCACUGCUAGUAUUGGUUUGGACAAAGGCCCAAAACCGACAUUCCUGGCAAAGAGGAGAACUACAAAAUCGAUAAUAGGACGAGGAUCAUUUUCGUCAUCAUCUCGGAGUACACAUCGAGGAGUCCGCUGCCAAGUCGUACCACCAGCAUCGUCAGUUGCAGCAGUCCUGCCAAAUAAGAGGACAUUGACAGGCAGAGCAAAGGAUGGAAAUCUUCACUUUCGACGAAGCCAACACUUAACAGGAGAAGGAUCGUCUUCAUCAUCUUCAUGUGGAAGUACAUAUAGAGGACUUCGCUGCCUAGUCGCACCACCCGCAGCGUUAGUUGCAGCGACAGGAAACUGCAGAGCAGGAGAGAGAUUGACCUCGACGCCGAGCACGAGGACAUCGAACACAUCAUUGAAGUACAGAUCAAUUAUAGGACAGCAACUUCCGCGUCUCAACAGUUUUUUAGAGAUACCACCGCUAUAUCAAAUACGUAUUUUUUCGACGUCGCCUGGCUCGACCUCAGGACAAGAUAAGAAGCCGCCACCCAAGCCACCAACGUUCCCAAGCCCACCUGCUUCUUCAACCGGUAGCUCAGCGUCAUCUAGCAGUGGCGCUGCAGGAACUCCUAUGUUGUGAUCUUGAAACUAUCGCGCCAAAACUUUUACGCAUGGAGGUUCAAGAUUCAUCUUUUGGUAAGGUGUUUAUGAGCAUCUUUACUUCUGCCCUCUAAUUCGUCCGGAUUUACCGGAGCUACUUCCAAUACCGCUGGGCAGUGGCCUCCUGUCUACUUAUGAUCAUGUUAAUUUCAGAGAUAGUACUUCAGUACUUCUAUUAAUUUCAGAUCGAGUCUCACUUCCGUCUCGUCUAACAUCCACUCCCGAAAAUUUUCCACGACGUGAGACGACUAUCUUCUCAAAGGCUGGUGUAGGACGUUCAAGCCGCUUUCCAACGCAGGAAGAAGCGAUGGCUAUGCCCCGAGACUGGCACGAGCUAGACAAUGAAAUGCUGUGGGUGCAUUGUGGACCCAAUGUACGUGAGUGAUUGCUUCUUUUGGAAGCAGAGCUUACUAACUACUUGUCGACUUCUGAGUCAUCCCCCAUUGCAACAAGUACUUUAUUCUACUUAGUAAGUUACUACCAAAAUCAAACGUCCGUGUCUGGUAUCAAACUCUCCUCCAACAAAAUUCCUCAGGGUUCGCAUGACGCAAAUGAAGAGCGACUGAUUCGGGAGAUAAUGGCCGUGAAUGAGGUGGAAUAUAGAGCUGCCGUGCCUAUAUUACUCGAGAUUCAGCAGCAUGUUAUUGGAGGCCAAUCACCAGUCUAUAGGCAGAUGGGGUUACUGCCGUAUAAGGGAGGCUUGUUUACCGCAGCAGUGUUUGGUGCAGCAACGAUACCACUCAUUAUGGUGUCGAGUCAUAGCUUGUGUGGAUUUGAAUUUAGUCACGGAUGCUGACGAGAUCAAAGCUCGUUGUCGAAGUCGAAGGAAUUGCUCUUGGCACCAGUUCUUCUUGGGUAUAUUUGACAGCCACACGACAUGAGCAUGACAAACUACCUUAUGAGCAGACCACUGCCAUCAACUGACCUUAGAAGCUCUAAUCUCCUUUUCCACAAGGGCACAGUACUAUGGUUUAACGAUGUUUGGGUUACAGCAGAAGUCCCGGAGUCCAAAGAUUUGGAGACAUGGCUGGAAGUCGGCUCAUUUUCGUGGCAAUGGAUGGAACCCCUGAUUGGUAGCAAUAUUAAACAAUGCAAUAUUAUUAAACAUUGGCGAGUACAACAAGUCAUCCUUCCUCUACAUCCUCCUGCUGCCUUUUUGCUACGACAAACCAUCCCAGCUACAUCAAACCAUCCUUCCAAGUACAACAAAAAACAUCACCCUUCCAAGUUUCCAUUAACAAAUCACCCUUCCAAGUACAACCCAGGUGAGUGUUCGUUUUUGAUUCUGGUUGCGCAGUUCAUGCGGAAUCAAUUGAUUAAUUUGGGCUUGAGACCCUACACCGGUCUGCUGAUCCAGUAUCGCUGCAAGCGAGCAACGGAGAAGUUUCCGGAGUACUCUGUUAUGGCGAAUCCGAUGAUUCACUUAUAAGUACAACCGGUUAGUUUUCCCUCUACUCGUAGACUUAUCCCUUCAAGCAGAAUAAGUACAAGACUUUUCAAUUUCGUCAGACUUCUUAGUUACCAAGAAAAUUAUGCUGAGAAGACCACAAGGCUUUUUCGCAGACUUCCUGCCUAGGGGAAUUAUGCUAAGAUGAAGAUAACGUUGACGUUGACCGUACGAGGUAGCUGACCGUCCUGAGCUCUAAUGCAGAAACAAUUCUACGAGACUUCGCGACAACAGUGUCCUGGGAAAGCCGACGUAGGCCCUACGAAUACGGUGGGAAGCUCGCAAGAAGGAAAAAGCUUCGAGGAUUCAUUCCACCGAGUUGAUCACUAGUAGAAUUCGAGAGUCCUCACUACAGUUUCACUCCAUAGAAAUACUGAUCUUAGAAAGUCCUAGGCUCGUCUGAUUUCACCGUCUAGAUAGGGCUCUACUGGAACUAGUAAAGCAGUAUGGGCGACGAGGCACAGUCGAACUGAGAGGCUUUUCUGUCUGAUGAAGAUUUUCGAGUAGUCAAGAGAUGCUGGCAGAAACAGAGUAUACAACCAAGAGCAGUUCACUUUGAAAGGUUGAGCGUUUAAUAUCUACACGUCGAUUGAGCUUAAACACACACACUCACUUUUUUUGGGACUAAGACAGAAUCCAUUGUAUUUAGAUUUGCGACUAUUUCUCGUAGGAUAGGUAGUAUUUAGUUUCGAAGUUGUUAAGUACAUCAAAUGUGGAAAGAAUGGUUACUAUUGGAAUGAUUUCUGUCGAAAUACAUGCGAGUGUUUCAGUUUCUCAGCUAGCCGGGUUACCUUUAUCAAUUAUGGCGACAUCCAUGUCGUUGUUUCGGUUUCUGUUUUUUUUGCUAGUUGAUAUUUCCUCAAUAGUAUAUUCCAAGAUUGAUUAUUAGAUAGAGUUUCGCCAAGUGAUAAUGAAGCUCGUUAUUUCCGAGUAAUAUCAAUAUCUGUAGCAUUGGGGGGUGCUUUUGUGUUUCUGGUUCGAUUCUAAUAAACAAGUGUUGGUGGGCUCGUGGACAGUAGGGCAAAAGCAAUGUAGGAAUUCGUUUUGAUGCGUUCUGUGAAAACUUACUGGUAUUUGUGGAUGAAACCACUUCUAUGGACAAAAGAACUACGCUAUCAGCCUGGCUGCAUUCCUCCGCGAUGCGUCUACAAGGUAUGGACUCACGUCCCAGAAGCGUAGGAUGAAGCUAAGAUGAUGCGAUUUUUUUUUGGUGAGUGACGCACGUGGAAGCAAUCUACUCGAC